AUGCGCUCCGUGAUCGACAUCUGCCAGGAGGUCAUCAAGCAGUCCAAUGUGCAGAUCCUGGUGCCCCCCACGCGUCCCGACAUCAUGCUCUUCCGUCCGGGGGCUGCCGACCUUGGCUUCCCUCUUGACAUGACCAACGGUGCCGCUUUGGCGCCCAAUGGCAACGGCAUCGCCGGCAUGCCUGAAGAUGAGGCCACGCGGGCUGCGCUCACCGCUGCGCAGUCCUCCCUGCCUGUUCUGCAGGGCGUGGACCGCCUGCCCAUGGUGGCAGGACCUCUGUCCCCACCGCUGCUGGCCUCGCCCUUCCAGAACGUUGCCGCUAGUGCCCCCACUUUAGGCACCAAGAGGGGCAGAGGGCGUCCCCGUAAAGCAAAUCUCUUGGACUCCAUGAUGUUUGGUACCCCGGGAGGCCUGCGAGAGGCUGGUAUCCUGCCUUGUGGUCUCUGUGGGAAAGUAUUUACGGAUGCUAAUCGUCUUCGUCAGCAUGAGGCUCAACAUGGGGUGACAAGCUUACAGCUGGGAUACAUAGACAUCCCACCCCCAAGACUGGGUGAAAAUGGUAUCCCUGGUCAGGAUGACCCCGAUGCGCCCCGAAAAAGAAGCAGGACGAGGAAACAGGUGGCCUGUGAAAUCUGUGGCAAGAUUUUUCGGGAUGUGUACCACCUGAAUCGGCACAAGCUGUCACACUCUGGCGAGAAGCCUUACUCUUGUCCAGUGUGUGGCUUACGGUUCAAGCGGAAAGACAGGAUGUCCUAUCACGUUCGAUCUCACGAUGGCUCUGUGGGAAAGCCCUACAUCUGCCAGAGCUGUGGAAAAGGCUUUUCCAGGCCAGACCACUUGAAUGGACACAUCAAACAGGUGCAUACCUCAGAGAGACCUCACAAGUGUCAGGAAAAUGGCAGCCACCAUGGAGUAAGCUCAGAGACAUCCACAUCCAUAGAAAAGUUGAAACUUCAAGAGACUUGUAAUGCUUCCUUUGCCACUCGUGACCGACUGCGCUCACACCUGGCAUGUCAUGAAGACAAAGUUCCGUGCCAGGUGUGUGGGAAGUACUUGCGAGCCGCAUAUAUGGCAGAUCAUUUGAAGAAACAUAGUGAAGGACCAAGCAAUUUCUGCACUAUCUGUAACCGAGGUUUCUCCUCUGCCUCCUACUUAAAGGUCCAUGUUAAAACCCACCACGGUGUUCCCCUUCCCCAGGUCUCCAGGCACCAGGAGUCCAUCCCGAAUGGGGGAGCAGCGUUCCACUGCGUCAGGACCUAUGGCAUCAAAGGCCAGAAAUGUUCACAUUCGGACCCGAUUGAGAGUUCUGAUUCGUACGGAGACCUCUCUGACACCAGUGACCUCAAGACUCCUGAGAAACAGAGCACAAAUGGGUCCUUCUCGUGCGACAUGGCAGUCAGCAAAAACAAAAUGGAGACGGAAGGAGAAAAGAAGUACCCGUGCCCUGAAUGUGGCAGCUUUUUCAGAUCAAAGUCUUAUCUGAACAAACACAUACAGAAAGUUCACGUCAGAGCCCUUGGUGGCCCAUUGGGGGAUCUCGGUCCUGCUCUAGGAUCCCCCUUUUCACCCCAACAGAACAUGUCUCUCCUGGAGUCAUUUGGGUUUCAGAUCGUCCAGUCGGCAUUUGCAUCAUCCCUAGUGGAUCCAGAGGUCGACCAGCAACCAAUGGGGCCAGAGGGGAAAUGA
Molecule: messenger RNA, 1686 nt
Organism: Mesitornis unicolor (brown roatelo)
Lineage: Eukaryota; Metazoa; Chordata; Aves; Mesitornithiformes; Mesitornithidae
Gene: PATZ1
Product: POZ (BTB) and AT hook containing zinc finger 1
Exons: 6
Coding region: 1-1686 (561 amino acids)
Biological process (GO): regulation of cytokine production; negative regulation of transcription by RNA polymerase II; regulation of immune system process
Source: RefSeq, a predicted model, not a curated record